GCAGACUAAAAGUUGUUUCCGCCCGGUUUCGAACCGGGGACCUUUCGCGUGUGAGGCGAACGUGAUAACCACUACACUACGGAAACCGAUAGCAAGAUGUUCUAGCAAACACCACCCUGAAGCUACACAGGAUCGGGAGAGACCCGGUUGAGCGAAGACGGGAUUUCCGAGCAGCAGGGGUUCCCUGCGCCGGCGGCCGAGCUGUGUUCGGGGCUCGCGGCCACACUUCUCCUGGUACGGCCUCGUCUGGUUGCUCACCCACGAGCACUGCUGGUUCGGGCGUGUUCGGCCACCCUUCUGAGGAAGCGGACGUCCUCCGGGCGCAUCAACACGGGCGGCAAAGCGCCUCCAGGACCGGGUGAGUAGCGCGCGCGCCCAGUCCGGGCAUCCCGCGGCGGCGGCCGGCGCUCCGCGGGAAGUCGGCCCGCGAAGGACGCUCCUGUCACUGCCCCUGCAGGCUUCCCUGUCUUGUUUCAUUAAAGGAGAAAUUCUUCAGAAGCCUCGGGCAUUGUUUCGGUCGCCCCAAAGAGACGCCCUGAGUCCCAAAGCGGCACUUUUAGUCACACAGUCCCGCAGCCUGGACGGGAGCCUCUCGGAUAAACUGAGCACCGCAAACCCGGUUUGACGCCCUGCCCUCAGGCUGGGCCGCGCGCACGCACACCUCGAGGCGGUGUGGGCACCGGGCGUGCGUGGCGCCCAGCGCCGAGCUUCAUCGAAUGAACCGACGGCCCCGAACUCACCCACAGUGCGCUCAGCAACCUGCUAACCACUUUGAAAUGACGGUGACUCUAAUUUCACAAAACCCUAUAACAGGAAAGCGUGCCCUUUACAUGAGCAAACGCAGGACGACAAAGUUACCAGAUACACCCUACACCCUGUCCGGUGUUGCACACGGCAGCAUGACACUUCUCAGCACCUCGCUUUCCUCACCUCACGACAUAUCCUGAAGAGGAUUCCCUUUCUACAGCUAAAGAGUGUUCCACUGUGUGAAUGUCCAGGUCAUGAUUUCGCUCCUCCUUUACGGAGGAGCAAUUGGACGACUCGUCUGAACGACACGAGAGCGAGCGCAGGGCAGUUCCUCAACCGCGUGUGGAAACGCCCACUGGCUGAGGGAAGAUGGGCAAGGACUCCGAUCCCCGCCCCAAGCCGUCUCUGAGGAACUGAGUUCCCAAACAACAAAAUCCGUGGCCUAGAAGGGCCGGAAGUACUUGAGAUGCUCAACGGGACCCGCCCCUCCGCUUCCGGAAUCGGUUGUGGGGAGUCCCUGGUGCAGUCCUUCGUGUUCGGUUAGUAGCAUGGCGCCGGGCCGACGCGGUCACGGCACCGAGAGCGGACGGCCGCUAAGCGCUUCCGCCGUUCCCCGAAGUUUGCCUCCAGUGGCGGGGGAUGGGGGAGGCCGGUUCUUCCAGGUCCUCCGCGUUCCCUGCUCCUUCAUAUUACAGACACGUGGGCCUCCAUCGUUCUAGCCCUCCCGCCCUGUUCCCGUGUGCCUGCUAGAGCGUCUCCUCGCCGUUUCCUGUCGCCCAGGGGCCCGGGAGGAAAGAAGGGGGCGUAGCGCUACCGCGGAGGGAACUCGCGAGCUUAGGUGACUCGCAGACGCCGGAAGUGUUGGAAGGAAGACCGGAAGUGAGGGGGCGGAGCCAGGAAGUGAGGAGGGGCGGGGGUUUAUGAGGAGGCCAAGGGAACGUUGGGACAGAUUUGCACUCAGGGCCACCUGAGGGACUUGGCUGUAACGCUGAGCUCUGUCCCCUCUACUCGCAGAGACACGGUUGUCGUCUAGGAGUAGGGAACUCUGUGUGGAGGGGUGGGUUGUCGGGAGGACCUUCCUCUGUCCGCGCUUGAGGCAAGGUGUGGAGAGGCGGGGUGGGGGUGGGGCCGGGUCGUCAGGGCGUCUGAGAGGGAAGACCCCCGCCCCCCGCCCCCCCCACCGCCCAUCUACACUGGCUGACUGGACACUAAGAUGGCUGCCGUUGCCAUGGCACCCAACCCUGUGCAGACCCUUCAGGAGGAGGCGGUGUGCGCCAUCUGCCUCGAUUACUUCACGGACCCCGUGUCCAUCGGCUGCGGGCACAACUUCUGCCGAGUGUGUGUAACCCAGUUGUGGGGAGGGGAGGAUGAGGAGGACAGAGAGGAGUUGGACCGGGAGGAGGAAGAGGAGGACGGAGAGGAGGAGGAAGUGGAGGCUGUGGGGGCCGGUGGGGGGUGGGACACCCCCAUGCGGGAUGAAGACUAUGAGGGCGACAUGGAGGAGGAGGUCGAGGAAGAAGAGGAGGGUGUGUUCUGGACCAGUGGCAUGGGAGGGUCCAACUGGGACAACAUGGACUACGUGUGGGAGGAGGAGGACGAGGAGGAAGAUUUGGACUACUACUUGGGGGACAUGGAGGAGGACCUGAGAGGGGAGGAUGAGGAGGACGAGGAGGAAGUGCUGGAGGAGGACGAGGAAGAAGAGCUAGACCCCGUCACCCCACUGCCCCCACCUCCAGCCCCUCGGAGGUGCUUCACCUGCCCCCAGUGCCGAAAGAGCUUUCCCAGGCGGAGUUUCCGCCCCAACCUGCAGCUGGCCAACAUGGUCCAGGUGAUUCGGCAGAUGCACCCAACUCCUGGUCGAGGGAGCCGUGGGAGCGAGCAGGGCAUUUGUCCCAAACACCAGGAAGCCCUGAAGCUCUUCUGCGAGGUGGAUGAAGAGGCCAUCUGUGUGGUGUGCCGAGAAUCCAGGAGCCACAAACAGCACAGCGUGGUGCCGUUGGAGGAGGUGGUGCAGGAGUAUAAGGCCAAACUGCAGGGGCAUGUGGAACCACUGAGGAAGCACUUAGAGGCUGUGCAGAAGAUGAAGGCCAAGGAGGAGAGGCGGGUGACAGAGCUAAAGGUGGUAUCCACCAUCCCCUUUGCAUCAUCCCAGAGCCAGAUGAAGUCAGAGCUGGCAGCUGUGGCCUCGGAGUUCGGGCGGCUGACACGGUUUCUGGCUGAAGAGCAGGCAGGGUUGGAGCGGCGCCUCCGAGAGAUGCAUGAAGCCCAGCUAGGGCGUGCAGGAGCAGCAGCCAGCCGCCUGGCAGAGCAGGCUGCCCAGCUGAGCCGCCUGCUGGCUGAGGCCCAGGAGCGGAGCCAGCAGGGGGGCCUGCGGCUGCUCCAGGACAUCAAGGAGACUUUCAAUAGGUGUGAAGAGGUACAGCUGCAGCCCCCAGAGGUCUGGUCCCCUGACCCGUGUCAACCCCAUAGCCAUGACUUCUUGACAGAUGCCAUCGUGAGGAAAAUGAGCCGGAUGUUCUGUCAGGCUGCCCGAGUGGACCUGACGCUGGACCCUGACACGGCUCACCCAGCUCUGAUGCUGUCCCCUGACCGCCGGGGGGUCCGCCUGGCAGAGCGGCGGCAGGAGGUUGCUGACCAUUCCAAGCGCUUCUCAGCCGACUGCUGCGUUUUGGGGGCCCAAGGCUUCCGCUCUGGCCGGCACUACUGGGAGGUAGAGGUGGGCGGGCGGCGGGGCUGGGCGGUGGGCGCUGCCCGUGAAUCGACCCAUCAUAAGGAGAAGGUGGGCUCUGGGGGGUCCUCUGUGGGCAGCGGGGAUGCCAGCUCCUCACGCCAUCACCAUCGCCGCCGCCGGCUCCACCUACCCCAACAGCCCCUGCUCCAGAGGGAAGUGUGGUGUGUGGGCACCAACGGGAAACGCUACCAGGCACAGAGCUCAACGGAGCAGACACUGCUGAGCCCAAGUGAGAAACCACGGCGCUUUGGCGUGUACCUGGACUAUGAGGCUGGGCGCCUGGGCUUCUACAAUGCGGAGACUCUAGCCCACGUGCAUACCUUCUCAGCUGCUUUCCUGGGCGAGCGUGUCUUCCCUUUCUUCCGGGUGCUCUCCAAGGGCACCCGUAUCAAGCUCUGCCCUUGAUUAGCCUGCCACCCGCAGGGGCCCCUCUGGUUAGCACUUGGGGGGCGGGUGGUGGUGGAGGGUGGCCCAUAAGUUUGGGGGCUCAAAGGCUCCUUCCACUGUUUGUUGCUUCCUGCUCCCCUUUGACCCAGGCCCGCUUCUCCCUCUAGGAGCCUAAAGAACCCUCCUGGCCUGCAGCUCAGCCUUCUCUCACCUGCAAUGUCUGUCCAACAGGUCUGCAUGGGUCCCUGAUGAGAACAGCUGCCUGGUUUUCCUUCCCUCUAUCCACCUAGGGGUCUGCGUUUGAGUAGGGGAUGAGGGGAGAUUUAACUCCAUUACUUAACUUCCCUUUCCCUGCUCUAAUACCUUGUCAGUUAUCAGGCUGGGGGUACUUGGGCAAGACACAGGUCUGCUCCCAUUCCAUUUUCUGAUGCACAUUUUAGCUAAGGGAUUUGGAAGCUUUUUUUGGGGAGGCAGGUUGGGUGAAAGGGUAGAGCUGGGUAAUAAAUGUCUACUCUCCAGGGGAAGUAGGAGGGAUUCUGAACUCCUUCCAUCCUCAAUUUCUACCUCCAUAGACUGGCCAGAAUUUAGCUUGAGAGCUCUGGAAUGGUUGACAUGAUUGAAACUAUAUACCAUUUUAUCACCCAAUAAAUUAUUUUCUCCUCCUUCCUUUUUUCCAGCACUCAAACUAGGAGUAAAGCUCACCCCACCCAACCCCUCCAGGUCUUUUCACUGCCAGGCUCCUUUCCCCUUUGCUCAAUGGAGUUCCUUGUGUCAGUUUCCAGCCUCUUCAUGUCUUUAGUUCUCUCCAUUUGGUGAGCCCUGACCAGGAGCCUGGGGACUGGGGUUUGGAUCCCCGGAAGAGCCUUGGGUAUAAUCUAUUUUUCUAGUAACCCCUUGCCUUCUGUCACUUGUCAGCUUUUGUCCUCUACUUUGACAGAGGUCAAUUUAUGUUCCUGGGGAAAAGGGAAGAUGGGUUGUGUUGUGGAAAUAAAAAGUUUAUUUGCUUCUU
This is a messenger RNA of Mustela erminea (ermine), 4874 nucleotides long. RefSeq names its product tripartite motif containing 41 (gene TRIM41). The record is from RefSeq and is a predicted model, not a curated record. NCBI's taxonomy places the organism in Eukaryota, Metazoa, Chordata, Mammalia, Carnivora, Mustelidae. The transcript has 6 exons. Gene Ontology annotation, molecular function: protein binding; zinc ion binding. Bases 1961 to 3883 code for a protein of 640 amino acids. Gene Ontology annotation, cellular component: nuclear body.